Messenger RNA from Cydia fagiglandana, 939 nucleotides. It is a transcript of the gene Blos1, whose product is annotated as biogenesis of lysosome-related organelles complex 1 subunit 1. Gene Ontology annotation, biological process: endosomal transport. The record is from RefSeq and is a predicted model, not a curated record. Gene Ontology annotation, cellular component: BLOC-1 complex. The coding region runs from base 146 to 538 and encodes 130 amino acids. The transcript has 3 exons. NCBI's taxonomy places the organism in Eukaryota, Metazoa, Arthropoda, Insecta, Lepidoptera, Tortricidae.
GCUUAUGCUUUGCUUUUCUCACUUUUCUGUAUAUCUUGCAUUGCAGUUUAAUUCUCAUUCUCUUCUCUUCUUCAGAGUGAACACCACGUACACUUAGAUCCAAUUUCUGACAGGAAUGCGAUACUGAAUACGUAUAAACAGAAUCAUGUUGUCCUCGCUAAUUAAAGAACAUCAAACAAAACAAGCAGCGAAGAGAGUCAUACAAGAACAAAAACGCAAGGAAUGCAUAGCUGCAGCUAAUGAUCUAACACAAGCUUUAGUUGAUCAUCUCAAUGUUGGUGUUGCUCAAGCUUAUUUAAACCAAAAGAAGCUGGAUGCCGAAGCAAAAUUAUUACAUCAAGGAGCCAUUAAUUUCUCAAAACAGACUCAACAGUGGUUGGCAUUGGUUGAGAACUUCAGUAGUGCACUAAAAGAGAUCGGUGAUGUAGAGAACUGGGCCCGCAGCAUUGAAAAUGAUAUGAAAAUUGUUACUGACACACUAGAGAAUGCUUACAAAAUGGCUCAAGAACAGCCGAGUACUACACAAAACAACCAAUAAGCUAAUGUUUACCUUGUGACAAUUUGUAAUCGUUAUCAACAUGCAGUUCAUUUGAUUUCAUAACGUAAGAAAUACAACGUUAAUAGAUGAAUGUUGUAAUUGGAUGGAAUUUGCCUAGGUAUAGUCUCUCAAUGCUUUGUAUUAUGUGAUUUAACCCAAUAAGGCCAUCAUAUAAGAAAAUUGGCAAUUGAAUUUGAAAUAAAUAGUAAAGGAAACAUGGUUAUGAUGGCCUUAGGAGCUUUGCUUAGGAGGCUAAUAGGGGAAAAAGCACACCCUUUUGGAUGUUUCAUAAAUAAAAAAUAAAAUAUGUAAGUUAAUCUAAGAAAACCAUUUAAAUAUUUUUACUAUAAGUUGAUAUGUUUUAAGUAUUUAAUAAAAAUUAAAUAAAGCACUGGUAUUUA